This is a messenger RNA of Anastrepha ludens (Mexican fruit fly), 543 nucleotides long. RefSeq names its product larval cuticle protein 65Ag1-like. Lineage: Eukaryota; Metazoa; Arthropoda; Insecta; Diptera; Tephritidae. The coding region runs from base 38 to 355 and encodes 105 amino acids. Gene Ontology annotation, cellular component: chitin-based extracellular matrix. The transcript is spliced from 2 exons. Gene Ontology annotation, molecular function: structural constituent of chitin-based larval cuticle. The record is from RefSeq and is a predicted model, not a curated record.
UUGCUAGUCUCAACGCGUAAAACUCAAAUCUAACAAAAUGAAAUUCGUCAUUGUCUUCGUUGCUCUCUUCGCCGUCGCCUUCGCCGCCCCAGCUGAUUCUGAUGCGCAAGUCCUGCGCUUCGACUCCGACGUGCAACCCGAUGGAUUCAAAUACGCUUAUGAGACCAGCAACGGUAUUGCGGAAAACGCUGAUGCUGUCCUGAACAACAUUGGAAGCGAAAACGAGGCUAUUGCUGUCCGUGGCUCCUACUCCUUCGUUGCUGAUGAUGGUCAAACCUACACCGUCAACUACAUCGCCGAUGAGAACGGUUUCCAACCACAAGGUGCUCAUUUGCCCGUCGCCCCAGUUGCUUAAGUUGCUAAAUAUUUCAUUAAUUUGAGUUUAUUCUAUAAAUCCGUACAAAUUCCCCAAUAUUUUGUUGUCCCCUCCUUGCUAUCCUGAUCCUAGUCGUCCUACCUCUAACAACUGCCCUGAUUGCUAUUAACAUGGUGGUGUUAUUGUGAAACGGUAUGAGAUCAGUGUGAUCAGUUGUUAGUCCUUAG